Molecule: messenger RNA, 555 nt
Organism: Arabis nemorensis
Lineage: Eukaryota; Viridiplantae; Streptophyta; Magnoliopsida; Brassicales; Brassicaceae
Source: the annotation of a GenBank genome assembly
AUGCCAGCCCUGAGAUCUUCUUGUGGCCGAGGGAUGGAGCCAUUGAGAUCUCCUUGUUGCCGUUGGCUAGAGCUAGUUCUUGGACUGGGUUCAUGGGCUUGGCCCCUCUCGGGCACGGUGCUCGAGGACGAGUUCGCCCUAAAGACCAAGGCCAAGUUUCUCCGAGAUGAAUCGCAGCUGUUGCUCUGCCUCCGCCAGCCUCGCCAUCCUGACCGAAGAGCUAUGCCCCUGAAGAAACGCUCAGCCUCAUCUUUCGUCGGAUCUGGAAAUUUGGUAAGUAACUCUCGCUGCAUCUCUCUCACACCUCUUCAGAAACCUCCAUCGAUCUGCUGCAUCUCUCCCAUACCUCAAGAGAAACCUCCAACGACGAUGUUAAUGGCUAUGAGCUCUCUCUCCUUUGUGUAUGGACCCAUGUCGGAGUCGCCAAAUGUAAGAGAGUCUCGCUCGUCUCGAGCAAUUGAGAAAUUGUUUGACCCUAUUCAACCUCCAAUGGCUCCAGAACCGCCAGUCCCGCCGGAUCCACCGGAUAUGGUGGUCCCGUCGACUGACGCUUGA